UCUUGUAGAGUCAGUCUUUUGUUGAAUUCUACAGAGUGCGCACGCGUCACUUUGUAAACUAGUUUUGAUAAAAAACUAGUUGAAUUUGGAACAACUAGUCGUAGUUUUUGCAAAAUGAAUCGGUAUUCGGUGGUGGUUUUGCUUGCUGUGCUGGGGGGUGUUUAUACUCAUACAUACCAUUUGGGAGCCUGUCCUGUGGUAGAGCCGAUGCCUGGAUUUGAAAUGAAUAAGCUGCUGGGCGUAUGGUACGUCAUCCAGAAGACCUCAACGGCCUCGCACUGCAUCACGUACAACUUCACCAAGACGCCCGAGCCCGGGAAGUAUGAGCUGGAGCAGGUCUCCCAGCACUUCAUCUUGGGAUUGACUCCGUUGAAGCAUGAUUACAGAUACACCGGUAUCCUGACAGUCCCGGACCCAGCUGUUCCUGCAAGGAUGAAAGUGCGAUUCCCUCUUAGUGUAGCAGGCUCAGCGCAGUACACGGUCAUUGCCACAGACUACACCACGUACGCCGCCAUCUUCACCUGCCAGAAGCUUGCGUUCGCGCACCGAAGAUCCGCGACGAUCCUGUCGCGCGGCAAGGAGCUCGACAAGAUGUUUGUUGACAAGAUGCGCACCAAACUGUCUUCCUUCGGCGUAGACCCGUACGACCUGUCCAUCAUCACGCAGACCGGCUGCCCGCUCCACCCCAAUGGGUCCACAGAGGGCGUCAACAUCAACAUCGAUCCCAACACCUUCUCCUCCCAUAACAUCGGUCAGGCUGUCAGGAAGACUGGAGAGACCAUUGCUGACGGAGUGGAAUACGUCGUAGAAGCAGGCAAGAAGGUUUACCACAAGGUAGCCAGCAGCAAGGAGGAUCUCACCGAGACGCCCACGCAUGGGCGUGAACGUAACCUUGAUAUGGACGCUGAGUGGUUACCUUGAAGAAGUUCCUCUCUUAGUUUAGGUUUAAAGGAGGCUAUAUCGGAUACAUAGACAACAGAUGAUACGCAAAGA
Ostrinia nubilalis (European corn borer) is the source of this 993-nucleotide messenger RNA. Its product is annotated as apolipoprotein D-like. Gene Ontology annotation, biological process: response to reactive oxygen species; lipid metabolic process. Gene Ontology annotation, cellular component: cytoplasm. Gene Ontology annotation, molecular function: pigment binding. Bases 115 to 921 code for a protein of 268 amino acids. The record is from RefSeq and is a predicted model, not a curated record. The transcript has 6 exons. NCBI's taxonomy places the organism in Eukaryota, Metazoa, Arthropoda, Insecta, Lepidoptera, Crambidae.